Molecule: messenger RNA, 3290 nt
Organism: Pocillopora verrucosa
Lineage: Eukaryota; Metazoa; Cnidaria; Anthozoa; Scleractinia; Pocilloporidae
Product: MAU2 chromatid cohesion factor homolog
Biological process (GO): maintenance of mitotic sister chromatid cohesion; mitotic sister chromatid cohesion
Cellular component (GO): SMC loading complex; chromatin
Molecular function (GO): double-stranded DNA binding; protein binding
Source: RefSeq, a predicted model, not a curated record
AUAUGGCGGCGAUAGCGGGAAGUGGUCACGAUGUAACGUAUCUCGGACUUUUGGGCCUAGCAGAAACAUUCAGAACGUCUGACCCACCUAAGAUAAGACAAUGUAUACAGUGCCUUCAAUCUGUAUUUCAAUUUCAACCGUCAUCAGCAAUCCAGGCUGAAACGCAUGUACAACUUGGAAGGCUUCUUCAUUCGCAUACGAAAAAUAUAGACAUGGCCCGGUCACAUUUGGAAAAGGCGGUCGUUCUAGCUCAAUCUCUGGGAAUUGGUUAUGAAGAAAUUCGGUUGGAAGCCAUGUCCGUUUUGACAGAAAUUUAUAAAGAACAGAGCCAGUAUCAACUAGCAAAGUCUACUCUGCGGCAGGCUCUAGAGGUUGCCCAUGCCAGCAUUUUGCCUUUUUGGCAAUUCAAGAUCACUUUCCAGUUAGCUGAUGUGCAUGCGAAUGACAAAGAGCUGAAGGCUGCAACAGAAGUCCUGGAAAUGGGAGAGAGAUUUGCAGAACAGUGUUGUUCACAUUACAUGAAGUGUCUUUUUGCAUUGAGCAGAGCUAUGGCAUUUAUGAUGAUUAAAGAAUUGAAUCAUGCAACUUCCAUCUUGUCCAUGAUUGCAAGUGUUUUGGAACGAUGGAACAUUUCAAAUUACCAGCGAGAAUCAAUCCAUGUGUUUUACUUAUUGUUAAGAGUGUGGACCUUUUUAAAACUUGGACAGGCAAAGAGUGUUCGACCACAUUUAAAGCAACUGCAACAAUCAAUACAACUUUUGACAACUCUCAGUUUGGAUGAAUCACAAAUCCAUGAGGCAGAACGCUUUGAAUGGCUCACUAAAGAACAUCUUUGUGUUCUGGUUUAUUUGGUAACUGUAAUGCACUCCAUGUAUUCGGGGUCUAUGGAAAAGGCAAUCAAAUACAGUGAGAAGGCUCUCCUUCAAGUGCAAAGGUUAAAAGCUGCUGAACCAAUCUCUGGACUGUUAUCAACUUUUAAACUGGUGCUUCUAGAACACAUGAUUCUUUGUAGAAUGGUGCAAGGACAGAUGCCACAAGCUAUAAAAGAGAUUUCACAAGUUUAUCAAAUUGCUCAACAAGAUGGAAAGUUUUUAACAGCCCAUCAAUCUGUCAUUCACACUCUUUUGGGUUUAUAUGCAAUGUCCAUGAAUCUUAUGGAUUCAGCAGUGGCACAAUUCAAUGUUGCCUUUGAGACCAGCAGAGAGCCAGAACUGAGAAAUUUCAUUGGUUUGAAUAUGGCAAUUAUCUACAUUCGAUCUGGAAUGGGAGGAAAUCAAAAUAUAAAGCUCCAAAAUCUUUUAGCAAAGAUAAGACCAGAUCAGCUUCCUUCAGGGUCAUACAGUCACCAGGCAGGUUACUACUAUAUCAGAGGAUUACAAUCAUUCUUUGAUUCACAUUUCAUGGAUGCCAAAAAAUACCUGCGUGAAACUUUAAAGAUGGCAAAUUCUGAAGAUCUCAACAGACUAACAGCUUGUUCAUUGGUCUUGCUAGGAAGCACAUUUUUAUCUCAAGGGAUUACCCAGGAGGCCCUUGACAUGGCUUUGCCUGCAAAUCAACUGGCUGGCCGUAUACCAGACUCUUACAUAAAUAUGUGGGCUGCAUCACUUCUGAGAGAUCUGUAUGGAAUCAUGGGUGACCCUGUUUCUGCCAGUGAAUACUAUCAGCUACACAAUAGCCUUACCAAGCAAUUGUUGGAAAGUCAUAUGCAAGCUGGUCAGAUGCCAGAGCACAGACUUACUGAGUGGCUUGGUGGUAUCAGCCCUUCAAGACAAUCUGCAACCAAGCAGACAACAGGUUUGCUAACAACCUUUCCUCAAGCUGGGCCUAGUAGCAUGAUGUAACAUCCUUGGAUCUGGACUUGUCUCAAAUGAGAGAACAGUUGAUUGGUGCAUUGUGAUAAAAUUUCAUUACUUAUCCACACUGAAAAUAUAUAGCAAUACUAUAGAAACAUAGACAUAUGUGUAUGUUCAUACAUGUAAAUGUUUUCAAAUACCCUUUUCCAGAUUCCAAAUGGUGGGAUGGUUAUCAUCAUCAAAUGUUUAUCUUGAAUAGUUUUCAUUGGCAUCUCUUUAUAAAUGGUGACAUCCUUAGUAUGACAGUUUGAGUUUUUCAAGACGAUUCUAAUUUUAUGACUCAAUUUGUUCACCUAUCCAUGAAUCUGUAUAUUACUUGUGAGAUCCAAGCAUUUCUACAUUGUUUUCAACAAUGGUGUCAUGAAAAACUGCAGACCAUAGGAUAACCAAGAAACAACUACUUUACUCUGUCUGACAGUGGCAUUAAAAGGAUUGUUGUCACCAUAUACAAACACUUCAUAAUGCACAAAGCAUUGAUGGACUUUUUUCAUGAAGACUUCUCUCAUUAAUUUUCAUAAAUAUUUUUUUAAUUUGAGCACAAGUACAAAAUAAUUUAAUUUGAGAGAAUAUGUAAAUAUGUACAUAAAUAUAUACCUAAUUUAUGAAUAGUCUUUCUAUUACUUAAAAUCAAAAUCAAUCUGAAUUGUCAAAGCUAGUAAUGAAAUCCAAACAUGCGCAUGCAAUAAGCUAGUGAAAGAGUAACUUUUUCAUGUACUAUUAGUUUUCACCAAUUUGCUGCUUGCCAUUACAGGAAGUGAAUAUCACUGAAGGUUGGUCCACCUAAAGUGAGCAAGUCCCCUCUUUUCCUCCAAACCCCUUCCCUUAGCCUUUGCUGUAAAUGUAGUUCCUGAACCAAUUUUUUUGUGCAACAGGUCUUUUCUCAUCUUUUGCCCAAAAACUGGAACAGGGACUCCUUGCAUAUUGAAAGUUUUUUUUUAAAUUAAGAAUGGGGAAGUCCAAAGGAUUUGUUCUUCAUAGUUAUUUUAGUUCCCUUCAAACUGAUGAAUCACCCUGUGUACAACAAGUUUAAAGUUGUUGAUAAUUUCUGUCAGUCAGGAUUUUAUUUUACACACCCUAGUAGACAAUUAUGAAAGAAUCUGUAUGUUUACACUGUGUUUAGUGCCAUCCUUCAGUUAUGUUUGCCAAUAAAAAUUGUAAAGCAAAUUUCAGUUAAGAAUCAGUGAAAUUGCCUCCCAAGCAAUGUAAUGGUAUAGCUCUAAGACAAAAAUGAGAAGGGUUUUACUGAAAUAAUCACUGAAUUAGCCAAGCUGCACAUUAUCAGCAGUACUGGUAAUUUUAUAAAAAUGCUGUAGCAAGUGAGAUGGCUCCUCCCAUAAGCUUGGGGGGUGGGACUUUAGGUCUUCUCAUGAAAUAUUAUUAUCAUGCUGUAAAUGUAUUUAUUAUUAUAGUUAAAGAGGCAAAUAAAAUUAUGAUGAU